AUGACGCCAUUAUCUAACAAACGCACAUUCUCAGAGGCGCUCAAGAAUACCAGUUCACAUGACUUGUUCGUUGUGCGCAAUCUUAAAGAGAGCAAGCCGCCACUGAGCAGUCGUUGUCUGCCAAGAAAGACUGCCUUUGAGUUACCUAGUCCAGAUACCAACUGCGAUAGUGCAGAGAGUGACACUUCGAUAAAUAUAGAAAGCGGCAUACAGAGCUCGCCUUACAAUGGCCAAUCUCAGUUUGCCACUGCAAAUGGUCUCUUCCCGAGAGAUAAUUCAACUGCUGCCCCCUUUUCAACGGAUGAAGACGAUGACGCCUUUGUGGACUCUUUCAAUACAGUCCAUGAUUUGGAGAAUUACAGAUUCUCUGUGGAACGGAGGAGGACACUGUCUCGUCCAGGAUCGUUUUCCAUCCCAUCAAGAAGAAACGUCGUCUCAAAGACUGACUUGGUAGCCAGGGAAAGAUGUUUCGACUACAUUGUCCAAUCCAUAGAUGAGGUAUGGGCCAGGUACUGUGAUACAACCGCAUGUGCUGAGGCUGAAGCCUAUGGUGACUGGAAUACAAUGAAGAGAAGAAAGCUGUCUUCCAGCUCCAGAAGCUGUCCUGAAAUGUCUACCAUGACAUCGCUCGCAUCUCUCUCUCACAAACCUCUCAGAUUAUCCGAAGGUGAAGAAAGCGAGGAAUCCGAUCAAGACGAAGCCAAUAGCGGCUACAAGUCAGAGGGGACGAAUAUUACUGAGUACGAAACAGAUUCAAGCGAAUACCGUAUGGUUUCGAAGUUGCCAGACUCUGUGAAAUUAGAAUCUCUUAAAUGCAGAUUAACCAAAGCCAAAAACUACUUGGAACAAUUCUAUGACUCGGACGACUAUGCUGACUGUAUCGCGUUCUGGAAACGCUGGGAUAUGAUCAAAUAUAGUGCAGUCGAGGUUAUGGAGGACGAUGACGAUGAUGAGGUCGUAGAACAUGCAUUGAAAGAGCUAGAAGAGGGGAGAUGCUUUAUAGAUUAA
Molecule: messenger RNA, 1008 nt
Organism: Huiozyma naganishii CBS 8797
Lineage: Eukaryota; Fungi; Ascomycota; Saccharomycetes; Saccharomycetales; Saccharomycetaceae
Exons: 1
Coding region: 1-1008 (335 amino acids)
Source: RefSeq, a predicted model, not a curated record